GUUCCCAAAGGCGGAGCCAGCCAGCAGGGUCACCCUGUUCCUUUAAGAGAAGGGGGAGCGCUAGCCCCUCUCAGCCAUCCUGUCCUGUCCUCCAUCCCGGCCAAAUCCGAAAAGGAAAAUGAAAGAGGGAGCAGGAGGCACCGGUCCCAGCCACCUCCCAAGGUCCCUGGCUCAGCUCUGACACCCCAGCCCGGGCCCCAGGGUGAGUGGGGUUGGGUGAUGGUCUAGGAACACCAGGGGUGUGUGGGGACCUGUGUGAGUGUGGGGCGGGGGAGGCUCUCAGGAGAUGUGGAGGCUGGAGGCACAGGAGGCGGGGGAGGAGAGGGGAGAGGCCUGGGCCCGCAUUCCCACUACCCUGGAGUAGGAGAGCAGGGACACCUCCGACAAAGGACCCUGUGACAGUUAUGAAAGUGAGUUUGCCUCUAUGUCAACCCUUCCCCCCCACCUUGAGAGGAGUUCACUACAGUCAAAAUGGUGAGAGAAAUAGCGGGCCGAGAAAGAAAUGGUCUGGCUGCCUCUGCCACUCUCCCCUCUCCCAGGGGCACCAAAUUGGGUCUGGAGGCCGGGGUUCGAGGCUCCACUCUUCCACAGCAUCCUUUACAGCUAAGGGCACCGCUGGGUUUCUGCUUCCACCAGGCAAGUCAGGGGCUGGCCCAACUGAUCUCCAAGGUCCUUCCUAAGAAUCUGGGAUCUUGAAGAUCCCAGGGUCGAACCGCGACGGCCCACGGGGGUGCGACUAAAACGCAAAUGGGGACUCCUCCCCAGCACGCAUUGGCUGCAAAGAGAAGGGAACCCAUAGUUGAGCGUGGCCUGCUCCCCUCUGGCCCUCCCGUGGCCCUCCCUUUCACACUGGUCUCCUCGAUAAACGCGGACCUCUCCCACCCCAAGGCUCACCCUGAAGUCAGAGAAGGCCCAACGGCCCCCACCCCGAUGGUCGUGGAAGGGGCGGGGGUCCCUGACCUGCCCCAGACCGUGACUCCCCGCCCCGCGUCCCCAGCGCCAUGGGGGAAUGGGCGUUCCUGGGCUCCCUGCUGGACGCAGUGCAACUGCAGUCGCCGCUCCUGGGCCGCCUCUGGCUGGUGGUUAUGCUGAUCUUCCGCAUCCUGGUGCUGGCCACGGUGGGCGGCGCCGUGUUCGAGGACGAGCAAGAGGAGUUCGUGUGUAAUACGUUGCAGCCGGGCUGUCGCCAGACCUGCUACGACCGCGCCUUCCCGGUCUCCCACUACCGCUUCUGGCUCUUCCACAUCCUGCUGCUCUCGGCGCCCCCGGUGCUGUUCAUCGUCUACUCCAUGCACCGGGCCGGCAAGGAGGCUGGCGGCGCGGAGGCAGCGGCGCCGUGCGCCCUCGGGCGGCCCGAGGCCCAGUGCGCGCCGUGCGCCCUGCGCGCCCGCCGCGCGCGCCGCUGCUACCUGCUGAGCGUGGCGCUGCGCCUGCUGGCCGAGCUGACCUUCCUGGGCGGCCAGGCGCUGUUCUAUGGCUUCCGCGUGGCCCCGCACUUCGCGUGCGCCGGCCCGCCCUGCCAGCACACGGUCGACUGCUUCGUGAGCCGGCCCACCGAGAAGACCGUCUUCGUGCUCUUCUACUUCGCCGUGGGGCUGCUGUCGGCGCUGCUCAGCGUGGCCGAGCUGGGCCACUUGCUCUGGAAGGGCCGCCCGCGCGCCGAGGAACGCCACAACCGCUGCAACCGUGCGCACGAGGAGGCGCAGAAGCUGCUCCCGCCGCCGCCGUCGGCCCUGCCCUCCCGGAACCCCGACCCCGAGCCCUGCGCCCCGCCCGCCUAUGCGCACCGGGCGUCCGCCAGCCACCGCGACGGCGGCAGCGGCCGCGGCAAGGCGUCACCGGCCACCGGCCGCGGGGACCUGGCCAUCUAGCAACGGGCCGGCGAGGGCUGGACGGCGAGGGCCGGACCCCGCCACCUAAGGCCGCACGGCAGAAGCCGCUUCCGCCAGAGCUGUCACCGGACCUGCCCCGGCAGGAGACGAGCUGUAGGGACGGCCCAGGCCGCAGCGCUCUUGCCUCCUACUGCCUCCCAGCGGCUGCCUGCGGCACCUGGGGCCGGCCGAGCUGUGGGCGGAGGAUGAACUCAGGCAGGUCCAGGUGGAAAGGAAGCAGGCCAGUUUCGCGAGAGUGGACCCGAGGCGCAAAGCAGAGCGGAAGGUGGAGGGUGGUGGUUUUACUAGGGAUGAAACCAACUGAUGCCAGCGUUCUCAGGCACUCUCCGUGUUCAGAGAGAGUGCCCCUCCCCGUGUGGGACCUCUGGGAGUGUGCACACACGGACACAUACGCACUGUGAGCUGUGUGCGCUCGCACAUGUGAGCGCCGUGCAUGUGCGCGCAUGUGUACAGCCUGCGUGAGGCCCUCUCGUGCGCACAGACCCACGUGACCCCCCGGUGAGCUGUGUGUGUGCACAUGCACACAGACACAUGUGUGCCCCCGUGAGAGCUGUGUACACACAUCCUUUUGAGCUUUGUGUGAGGUCAUUGUGCACACACACACUGUCCAUCCUGCACGGGCUGCGUGUGUGCACACCUAGACACAUAAACAUCCUUGUUCACUAGUGCGCAUGUGGACAUCCUGCGUGACCUCCGUGUGUGUGUGUGUGUGUGUGUGUGAGAGAGAGAGAGACAGAGAGACAGAGAGAUCUCGGAUAUGCCCUGCGGAGGCGGCCAGGACCCGAUGCCAGCAGCAGCCACAAUGGCUCCCCCCCACCACCCUAAACCAGCUGAUCUGCCAGGGCAUUGCAGGAGGUCUGUCUCUCUCCGGAGAGACCUGUCCAGGGAGACAAGAGGAGGAGAGGCGUCCCUUCCCCGGGCAGGCCUCAGUCCUCAGGGGCCUAUGAACACAACCUCCCUGUCCGCCUUGUGUCGAGGUGGGGACUGGGCCCUUUCAUG
Molecule: messenger RNA, 2891 nt
Organism: Cebus imitator (Panamanian white-faced capuchin)
Lineage: Eukaryota; Metazoa; Chordata; Mammalia; Primates; Cebidae
Gene: GJD3
Product: gap junction protein delta 3
Exons: 1
Coding region: 1002-1871 (289 amino acids)
Biological process (GO): cell communication
Cellular component (GO): connexin complex
Source: RefSeq, a predicted model, not a curated record